AUGGCACCAUUCCUCGUGGACCCGGUGUCGACCUUCACGCUACCGGAGCGGAGGAAAACAAAAAUCCACAAGACCAGCCACUCAUCGGGCAGCAAGCUCUCAAAACCAGCAGCAAUCGCUAUCGCCGUGGUCGUGGCGGUGGUGCUCAUCGCCGCCAUCGUCGCGUCCAUCAUCAUACAGAGGCGGCGCAAGGCCAGGAGCAGGGCCAACAAGCACAGCAGCACGCUGCCGGGGUUCAGCACGGACAACGGCGGCGGCCUGUAUGGCAGGAUGCCCAGCUACUACGCCGGGAGCAGGGACGGCGGCGGCCAGCAUCAGCUCCACGGGGGUGAGGCCGCGCAGGAGAAGCACCCGGCGGGCGACUAUGGCGACUACGGCAGGGCCAGCUCGAGCGGGUACCGUGUUGGAGAUGGCGGCGGCGGCCAGGGCGCAGCGGCUGAGUACUAUGCGAUGGCCGGUGGUGGUGGUGGUGGUGGUGGUGGUGUGCAGGGCCAGGAUUAUGGGAGGGGGAGUUAUGAGAUACCACAGCGGCCGCCCCUGGCGUUCAACCCGUCUCCCGCUCAGGUGUGA
Molecule: messenger RNA, 570 nt
Organism: Diaporthe citri
Lineage: Eukaryota; Fungi; Ascomycota; Sordariomycetes; Diaporthales; Diaporthaceae
Exons: 1
Coding region: 1-570 (189 amino acids)
Source: RefSeq, a predicted model, not a curated record